UAUUCCAUUGGCUCCCCAUACUUUUCCUUUUUAUCUAGGUGUGAAAAAUUCCUUGCAUUAUUAAACUUACGCCUCUCAUUUUCCAGCAGUCUGCCACUAGCUCAAACUUUUAAAAAAAAAAGUAAAUAAAAAACUAACUAAAAAAAUUUAAAAAAAAAAAAAAACGAUAGACAAAAUUACCACGAAGACACACGGCUCACGCAGAGAGAGUUAAAAAAAGUUUUCAAAUAUACCCGCGAAAUUUCAAACGCAGAGAGAGGGGGCACAAGACGGAAAAAGCUUCCGAAACCAACAAUGUCAUCGUCGUUCCCCAGCUCCCAUGAACGAUCGGUUGCAUCUGCUCUUCUUCUGCUUCAAACCACUUCUCCGACUCUUUCCUUCUCCACUCCAAAGUCAAGCUCUGAUUCCAAAUAUUCGGUUCCAGAAGGAAGCAGAAGCAGAAGCAAGAGCUUUAGAGAUCGCUCGGUUUCGUGUGCUUCCGAUAGGAUUUUAGCUUCGGCUUCUUCGGUCACAAACGACAAUGGCGUUUCCUCCGGAGAAGAGGAAGAGGAGAAGCCGAUCAAACCGCGUUGCGUUUCCUUCCUCUCAGCCACCGCUCGUUACCAUCAGAUGAAGUUUAAGGUUGAUUUACGUGUUAUUCUCGUCAAUUUUCUCUUUCAGAUUUUGCUCUGUUUCGUUUUCUGUUCGGAUCCGUUUUCCUUUUGGAAUCAAGUUGCAGAACAAACAGUUCUGAUCAAUUGCUUUCGUUUUCCUCGAUUGAUUCCUGUUUUAGAAUUCCGUUUCGUUUUGUUUUUGGUGAAUCAAGAAGCGAAAGAAGUGCAGGUCAAUUGCUUUCGUUUUACUUUGUUUGAUGAACUUUUGAUUGUGAGGAAGAUCCGAUCGAAGGUCAUUUGGACAGCAUCAUGCUCCGGCCACCGGAAACCAAAAGCCAUUACGGCUUCGGAAGUAUCCUCCGGUUCUCUCUCUGGUGACGCCUCGUCGAGUUUGUCCAGCAGCUCGAGCGCACGAAGCUUGCGCUACGCUAACAGAGUCAGAAGCAAAAGUGUGAGGGUCGCUGCGAUUAGACACGAGGAGGAGCCGCCGCCGCCGCAGCAGCAGCAGCUGAAGCGCGAGAAGAACGCCCGGGGUUCGCCGCACCUUCGCCGGCGAGGGGAAGCAAUAUUGAAGCUUCUCACUGUCGGUGUUCUAUGA
This is a messenger RNA of Arachis ipaensis, 1191 nucleotides long. The record is from RefSeq and is a predicted model, not a curated record. Lineage: Eukaryota; Viridiplantae; Streptophyta; Magnoliopsida; Fabales; Fabaceae.